Salvelinus sp. IW2-2015 is the source of this 2378-nucleotide messenger RNA. Its product is annotated as FAD-dependent oxidoreductase domain-containing protein 2. Gene Ontology annotation, molecular function: flavin adenine dinucleotide binding; monooxygenase activity. Gene Ontology annotation, cellular component: endoplasmic reticulum lumen. NCBI's taxonomy places the organism in Eukaryota, Metazoa, Chordata, Actinopteri, Salmoniformes, Salmonidae. The record is from RefSeq and is a predicted model, not a curated record.
AGAGUACUGUGRUAUGCUGGAGUGUCGUAUCAAGGGAUGGGGCUCCGUUAUGAAAUUCCGACUAUAGGUUGUUGGAGAGUUUUAUUUACAGACCAAAUGCAAAAUGAUAUGGGAUUAGAAUAGAGGGAACCACUGCAGUGAAAGGUCAUGGAUUCCCCUAUCCUUCUUCUCCUAGCCCUCCUGAUCGCUCUGAUCCAAUGUUUUCCUGAUGACUACCACAGUCACAACAGCACCCGUCACCAUGACUACUGUGUGCUUGGAGCCGGGCCCGCUGGCCUUCAGAUGGGUCACUUUCUCUCCAAGAGUCAGAGAGAUUACAUCAUCUUGGAGAGGAACUCGGGGCCAGGGAGCUUCUUCAAUAUAUACCCUCGACACAGGAAACUCAUCAGCAUCAACAAGAUCUACACAGGAAGGCGGAACCGCGAGUUCAACCUUCGUCACGAUUGGAACUCCCUCCUGAGUGACAGGCCCGACCUGCUGCUUCAGCGAGUCAGCCGGGAGCUCUACCCAGAUGCAGACUCAUUCCCCCGCUACCUCUCCAUGUAUGUGAAGGAGCUGGGGCUGAAGGUCCAGUAUGGGGUGGACAUCGGGAAGAUCAGGGCCUCAGAGUCUGAAUCACCUAGAGGCAGGGGAUACAUACUGACUGACCAGCGUGGACUGGACUAUACAUGCAGAGUCCUACUGGUGUCCACAGGACUGUGGGAUCCUCAGAAGGUCCAGUUUGAGGGCUCAGACCUGGUGGAGGGCUAUGAGUCCAUCCCUGUGGACCCAGAGGAGUAUAAGGACCAGGCCGUGCUGAUCCUGGGUAAGGGGAACUCAGCAUUUGAAACAGCUCAGAGCAUCCUGGGUCGGGCCAGCCGGRUCCAUCUCUACAGCCCRAGCCCGGUCCGCCUAGCCUGGCAGACACACUACGUCGGAGACCUCAGAGCUGUGAACAAUGAGCUGCUAGACACGUACCARCUAAAGUCCCUUGAUGRGCUGGUGGAGGGAGGCCUUGAGGACAUUGCUAUCGUCAGAAAUGGAGAGGAUGAAAAGAAGUGCUCAGGCAGAAAGAAGAAGUGCAGAUCCAGUGGGAAGGAAAAGCGUGGCAAGUUGUUCCUUACUCUAUCUGAGUUACUGGACAGUUCGGAUGGGAGGAACAGUUCAAAGGUCACAGCGACAAACCUGCCUGUGUACCACAAUGACAACUUCUCUCUCCGCCAGCCAUAUGAUCGUGUGAUCCGCUGCCUGGGGUUCCGGUUCAACUUCAGCAUCUUUGAUGGCUCUGCCCGCCCACCAAGCAGUGAGGGUGCCAGGGGGCGGUUGCCAGGAGUGACAGCAUGGUACGAGGGGCGGGGAACCCCAGACCUUUUUGUUUUGGGGACGGCUGCACACUCAAGAGACUAUCGCUCUUCUGCAGGGGGGUUCAUCCAUGGCUUCCGAUACACAGUGCGUGCUGUACAUAGAGUCCUUGAGCUGCGUUACCAUAGCAACUCCUGGCCUGCAAUCAAACUGUCAAUCAGUCAGCUGCAGUCCUGGCUGUUGAGGAGGGUCAAUGAGGCCUCCGGACCGUACCAAAUGUUUGGGGUACUUGGAGACAUCAUUUUACUAAGAGGCUCUCACUGUGAGUAUCUGGAGGAGUUUCCCCUCCAGGCCCUGCCCCAGUUCUCUUCUCUGUCUGGCCACCAGCUCUCCAAGCAUGGGCUGCUGGUUCUGGUUCUACAGUACGGGCUGAACCGCACAGACUCACUGGGCCCUGGCAGGGCAGAGUCAGAGUGGACCCGUGCCUGGAGGUCCAACUUCCUCCACCCUGUUCUAUAYUACUACGACAAACUUCCCACUGAGAGGGACAUGAGACACCGUCCUGUUGGCUGGCCAYUGCCACGGCCCAAGGCAGUGCAUCACAUGAUCGAGGACUUCUUGACUGAGUGGGAUGGGCCCAUCUCCCACAGCCAGCCACUGCGGCGCUUCCUGGAACACUGUCUCCACACUGACCUCAGGGCCUUCUAUGCAGAGUCAUGUUUUCGCUUUUCCCUUACCAAUCAAAAGCCACCCCUGUUUUGUCGUCAGGGAUACCUGAGGAAGCAUGGGGUUGUUAGGAAUAGUCAGCUGUGGCAGCAUGCCCAUGAUGCUGGGCUAAUGCCUGGAGGACAGGACUCUGCAUCCCCAGACACAGACCCAUCGUUCCCUGAUUACCUUACACGAGCUGGAACCUCAGUGUCCUCUGCAAUAAACCUCGACUUCUGAUUGUUUACCCAAGGAUCCUAAAACUAAGCCUAUGACAGUUUUGAUGUCCCAAGACAUUCUCUACCUCUCAUUAUAAUGUCCAUGAAUAUAUACAGUAUACAGAGUCUACAAAACAUUAAGAACACCUUCCUAAUAUUGAGUUGCACUCCCAC